UGUACAGUAAAUACUAUCAGCUCUGCCUCCUUCCCUCUUGCUGCAGCGAUGAAAGCAGAGGAGAGAAUCGAGACUAACCAGUGGAUGUGCCACAAAAACGUCCGUUAGAGCUGGGAAUAGCUUCUCUGCCCGCCGUCAGCCUUGGUGAGCUCGCAGGUCUCCGGUGGUUUAAUCGAAGAGAAGAAGCUAGCUGUGUGUCAGAGAGAGAGAGGAACCAGAGCUAACGGAGAGACAGAAAGGGGGUUUGUCGGCCCACUGCAGUCUGAAUCACCGAAGACUCGCCCCGCCGCUGGUUCAUCAUCGACGUGCGCAUCCUCACGGAACAAGAAAGCACCGGGAGGGGACGGGACCCGAGCCAGUGUUUGACCCUCUGCCGCAGCCCCGAGGUGCGCUGCUUGGCAGAGCAUGCUAAAUAAUGAGCCAAAGGGACACACUGGUUCAUUUGUUCGCUGGAGGAUGUGGAGGUACAGUGGGUGCUAUUUUGACUUGUCCUCUGGAAGUGGUGAAGACCAGACUGCAGUCCUCCUCCAUCACUCUCUACAUCUCCGAAGUCCAACUCAGCACCGUCAACGGAGCUAGUGUGGCCCGUGUAGCCCCGCCAGGGCCUCUGCAUUGUCUCAAGUUAAUCCUUGAGAAAGAGGGACCCCGUUCACUCUUUAGAGGUCUGGGACCCAACCUUGUGGGUGUGGCACCUUCCAGGGCGAUCUACUUUGCUGCCUAUUCAACAGCCAAGGAGAAACUGAAUGGCGUGCUGGAGCCAGACUCUACCUACGUGCACAUGGUGUCAGCUGGGAUGGCAGGGUUCACCGCCAUCACAGCCACCAAUCCCAUUUGGCUGAUCAAGACCCGUCUGCAGCUGGACUCCAGAAACCGGGGAGAGCGGCGCAUGAAUGCAUUUGAGUGUGUGCGGCGGGUGUACCAGAUGGACGGCCUGCGAGGUUUCUACAGGGGCAUGUCAGCCUCAUAUGCUGGCAUCUCUGAGACUGUUAUCCAUUUUGUCAUCUAUGAGAGCAUCAAACGGAAACUGUUGGAGGCGAAGGCCCAAACCAGCAUGGACGAAGAGGUGGAAUCUGUCAAAGAUGCCUCAGACUUUGUGGGCAUGAUGCUCGCAGCAGCCACCUCCAAGACCUGUGCCACCUCUAUCGCCUACCCUCAUGAGGUGAUACGCACACGGCUACGAGAGGAAGGCAGCAAGUACCGCUCUUUCUUCCAAACUCUGCUGACGGUACCUAGGGAGGAGGGAUACCGAGCACUGUAUCGUGGCCUAACCACCCACCUGGUCAGACAGAUCCCCAACACCGCCAUCAUGAUGUGCACCUAUGAAGUGGUGAUCUACCUGCUUGGCCGUUAGCCCACCGGGCAUUCCUCCUUCCUGCUUUCAGAGGGAGACAGAAGUGGUUAGCAAAUGGCUGAGAAUGAUGCCCUUUGGUGAGGAACAGUGGGAGCGAAAAGUCAAAAUGAAGACCAAAGGAAAAGUGAAGAUACUCUAGUGGACCAGCAAAGGACAAAUGAAAAAAAAAGAUGAAGAAAAAGGAAGGAGGAAGCCCCUUUUGUUACUACAUCAGCAUCUCCACCUCCAGAUCCCUUUAUCAGACUGCUGGAACAGAUAGAGGGCGCUGUAGUUCACAGAAGAGGUAUUAUAGGUAGGAGAAAGGAGGCAGUGAAAGAUAGAGUUUGGAACCUGUUAAACAGAAGGUACCUCUGAAGGAAACGAUUUUAAGCACAAUUCAGUGGCCUUAACAGAAAGAAUUUUAGUAUGAGUCGUUUUCUCUGAGUGAAAAGUUAAAAAAAAAAAAAAAAAAGCCCUUUUCACUCCUACAGAGACGAUAUUGUGAAAGGGGAAUUCUCGGAGACAGCCGCAUUUGACAGGAAAGAUGAUAACUAAAUGUAGGUCAGUUUCAAAAAUCAAAGAAUUUCCGCUCGGCACUAUUUGUCUGCACUGGUAUGCUCUUGCUUCAGUGCUGUUAGACUACUGUAAGAUUUGGUGAGUGGCAGUUGAGGAAUGUUCACUGAAGGCAGAAUGUGAGACGAAUGUUUUCAUUUGAAACAAAGAUAUGAGUCUGUUUUCAAGUCACCUACGCCGCCUGUCUUUGCACUACAGAAAGUAUGUCUUCAAGCAUUCCCCUCCGAACGCUGCAGUCGACCCCCUCGAUGGCCUGAAGUUCACGCAAAGCAGUGCGCUCACCGGCCAAACACGAUGAAACACAAUGAAGAGCUUGUGAUGGCCCGUCACUCACAUGCCUCAGAGUGUUUAUAGAGUAUAUUGAAAAGCUGACUUUCUUUUAGUGUUUUUAUUCCUCUACAUGAUCCGGUGCCUGGCGGUGACAUGCUCCGGCUGAAGUUGGCCUUCAGUGUUGACAGUUUGUCUCUUUGUGCAAACCGAAAUAAGAUGGAGGCCAGCUUCUUCCUGCACCCAGUCGCUGCUCAGGACUCUGAAAUCUUUGUGUGAAAACAUAAGACCAAUGUGUCCUUUUUUUUGAGAUGUGAAGUGUGUGACUGUCCAAAUGGUACUGAGACUAAGUAUCUACCAUUGGAAUGCCACUACUUGAAUAUAAUGUGACAGUGUGGGGAAAUGUUGGAGUGUGACAAUGUUGGUGGGAAUUCAUCAGCACCCCAAAACCUGUUUGUUUGUGAGUGCGUCUAACAUGUUGGUCACUUUCACAGUGCCAACUAUGUUCAAGUGUGUGUAUGUGUAUGUGUGUGUGUGUGUGCGUGUGUGCAUGCGUGCAUCUGCAGUCAUGCAUGCAUGCCUGCAUGUAUAAUAAAUAUCUACUCCAGAUUUCCCUCCACUAACUAUUAAUCUUGCAAGACACUGCGGUUGGGAGUGUGGAAAAGCUACUGUACAAUACUGGCAGCUUUCAUUCCCACUCUCAUGUCAGUUCUUCCUUCCAGUGGCUUCCAACUGACCUGAUAACAUGCACUUUUGUGGCCUUUUAGGGCUUGUGCUUUGCAUUUUGUGUGGACAGUUUAAACUUGUACAUUGUAAAAGAAAAAAAAAGUAUUACUGUAUAUCAAAAUGGUAUUUUGCGCAACUGUUCUUAUAGCAGAUAUAUUGUACAGUGUAGAGUUCUCAGUAGUUGUGAAGGAUGUCCAGUGUGUGUGUACAUAAUAUAGAUACUGUAUAUGCAUAUCAUUUGUUUUUUUCUUAGGUCUGUGUAUGAUA
This is a messenger RNA of Thunnus maccoyii (southern bluefin tuna), 3163 nucleotides long. Its product is annotated as solute carrier family 25 member 36-A-like. The transcript is spliced from 7 exons. The record is from RefSeq and is a predicted model, not a curated record. NCBI's taxonomy places the organism in Eukaryota, Metazoa, Chordata, Actinopteri, Scombriformes, Scombridae. Gene Ontology annotation, biological process: pyrimidine nucleotide import into mitochondrion. Gene Ontology annotation, molecular function: pyrimidine nucleotide transmembrane transporter activity. The coding region runs from base 416 to 1351 and encodes 311 amino acids. Gene Ontology annotation, cellular component: mitochondrion.